Molecule: messenger RNA, 9570 nt
Organism: Beauveria bassiana ARSEF 2860
Lineage: Eukaryota; Fungi; Ascomycota; Sordariomycetes; Hypocreales; Cordycipitaceae
Product: vacuolar protein sorting-associated protein vps13
Exons: 1
Coding region: 1-9570 (3189 amino acids)
Biological process (GO): protein retention in Golgi apparatus; mitochondrion organization; late endosome to vacuole transport
Cellular component (GO): extrinsic component of membrane
Source: RefSeq, a predicted model, not a curated record
AUGUUGGAAGGGCUCGUUGCUGGUCUGCUCAACCGCUUCCUGGGUAUGUAUGUCAAGAACUUUGACCCUACACAGCUCAAGGUCGGUAUCUGGUCUGGCGACGUCAAGCUGCGCAACCUCGAGCUACGCCGCGAGGCCCUUGACCAGCUCAAGCUCCCCAUCAAUGUCGUGCACGGCCAUCUCGGCGAGUUGACCCUCGUCAUACCCUGGUCCAACAUCCGCGGCGCUCCCGUCAAGGUCUUCAUAGAAGAUGUCUACCUGCUCGCCAGCCCCAAGGAGGAGGCCGAGUACGAUGAAGUCGAGGAGGAAAGCCGCCGUCAGCGCGUCAAGAUGGAAAAGCUCGACAGCGCCGAAUUGCUCAAAGAACGAAGCCGUGAAGGAAUGAGUGCAGAAGAGCAACAGAAGAACCAGAGUUUUACGCAAAGUCUCGUUACGAAAAUUGUCGACAAUCUUCAAGUCACGGUCAAAAAUAUCCACGUCCGAUACGAGGACUCCAUCUCCGCACCGGGCCAUCCGUUUGCCUUGGGCCUGACUCUUGAGGAGUUCAGCGCUAUCAGCACCGACAGCCAAUGGAAGCCGACCUUUAUUCAGGAUUCGUCCCAUGUGACGCACAAACUCGCUACCCUCGGCGCUCUCGCCGUUUACUGGAACACUGACACAAGCUUGUAUACCGACCAAGACUUGGAAAACACCCCUCGCGAUCAAGUGCUCGCACAGUUUCGAGAAAUGGUUGGCAAAACAGAAGCAGAAUCUGGAAAGCACCAGUACAUCCUGCGGCCCGUCAACGGACAAGCAAAGAUCGAACUCGAUAAGAGCGGCGAUGUGCAAAUUCCAAAGUCCAAGGCAAAUCUGCUGUUUGAAGAGAUUGGUUUAGUACUGGACGAUGAUCAAUACCGCGAUGCACUAAUGAUGGUGGACCUCUUCCAUUAUUUCCUUCGCCAUCAAGAAUACAAGGCAUUGCAGCCCAAGGGCGUGACUGUCAAGGAGGAUCCUCGUGCAUGGUUCCAAUUUGCUGGUAAUGCCGUCCUGAGCAAGAUCAAAGAACGAAAUCGAAAAUGGUCCUGGGCCUACUUCAAAGAACGUCGCGACGACCGCAUACGCUAUAUUGAGCUGUUCAAAAAGAAGAAACAACAGCAGCCACUUACCCCCGAAGAGAAUGAAGAUCUGUCAAAGCUAGAGUGGAAGCUUAAUUACGAGGAUCUGCGUUUUUGGCGGUCGCUAACGCGAAACCAGCUGAAGAAAGAGAAUGCCGCGACUCUUAAGAAGCCUCAACAACAGGAGCAAACCGGCUGGCUUUCGUGGAUGUGGGGAUCUAAGCCUGAGGGCAAAAUCGAGGAGAACGAGGAAAACACGCAAAUGACGGAAGAGCAGCGGAAAGAGCUUUACGACAUGAUUGAUUGGGAUGAAAAGACAGCGAUUGCCGAGUCCGUCGACCUACCCAGGGAGGCCGUUAAACUCUGUUUGGAAGCUUCUCUCAGCACGGGUAGCUUCACCCUGAAGAAGAAUGCCAACAACAGACCCAUGGAUCUUCUCAGUCUCCACUUUGAUGUGUUCAAAGCCAAGGCUUUACAAAGAACCGAUUCAACCUUGCUCAAUGUUAGCCUCGGCGGCUUGCGAGUCAAUGAUGGUACCACUGCCGACAGCCUGUACCCUGAGAUCGUUCGUGUCAAAGAUGCCCCUUCCACAGAACGGCGCAAGAGACUUUCUUUGCUGGAACUCGAAGCCUCGGAAGUGGAACCUUUUUUCUCCUUCGAGGUAGAAAAGAACCCUCUUGAAAGAGAGGGCGACGUUGCCGUUGUCGGUAAAUUGAAGCCUCUCGAGAUUGUCUGGAAUCCAAACUUUGUCGUUGGCGUUGUCGAUUUCUUUCGGCCACCAGAUCGACACAUGGAAUCUAUUACUGCUCUUAUGGAAUCUGCUGGUGCCACAGUCGAAGGCCUCCGAGAGCAGACGCGAGCCGGUCUUGAAUUUGCUCUUGAGGAGCACAAGACGAUCAAUGCCGAACUCGACUUGCAAGCACCACUUAUAAUUGUGCCCGUUAGCAUUACUACGCAAGACUCAACUUGUUUGAUUGUCGAUGCUGGUCAUAUUCAUGUCAACAGCGAAUUAGUUGAGAAGAGCACAAUGAAGGAAAUCCAGUCCAAGCAGAGGCAAUCUUACAGUGAUGAAGACUUUAAGCGCCUGGAAUCUGCAAUGUACGACAGAUUUCUCGUCAAACUUACGUCGACGCAAGUUCUUAUCGGCCCGUCUAUUAAAGAGACGAAGCAGCAUCUUGCGCAAGGUGGUUCUCAAUUUCAUGUUGUUGAGCAGAUUAAUGUUGAUUUUGUGGUGGCUAUAUCAAUCAUGCCAAAGGCACCCAAUUUGACAAAGCUCAAGGUGUCUGGCCACUUGCCUCUUUUGCAUGCAAUGGUCUCCGACUUCAAAUACAAACACUUGAUGCAAAUUAUCGACGUCGCUAUCCCAAAACUAGGCGACGAAGCACCCGAGCCCCAGCAGACGCUCCAAUCACGCCCUCGAGCCAUCAGCUCCGUGUCCAACAAGUCUCGUCGGAAAAGCAUGCGAGAGAGGCGCCCGUCCGCCCUCGAUGUAUUGCAACCUCAUACUGCAGUUGUACUGGGAGACAUUGAUGAAGAUGACGACGACAGUUUUGAAGAUGCUUCUGAUGGUACGGCAAACGAGCAUCUGAAGAUCCAGCAGCGAAUCUUCCAAUUCGACUUCAAAGUCGACACUCUCAAAGGGUCUCUAUUUAGGAGUGAUCCGGAGAGAAAAAGUCCAGAUACUCUGCUCGUGGAGCUUGUCGCCGAACGGUUUGACUUGGCAUUCUACACCAGGCAGUACGACAUGGCUGCCGAAGUGUCCCUCGGUGCGGUGACUGUGGAUGACUUUGUGGACAACCCCUCCGAGGAAUUCAAGUCGAUAGUCUCGUCCGGAGAUAGCGAAGACCUACAAGCGGGACGCAGUCUGGUGAAUGUCAAGUUCAUGAAAGUCAAAAAGGAAUCGCCAGAAUUCAUGCCACUUUAUGAAGGAAUCGAAACCAACAUCACCACAUCAGUGUCAACCAUCAACCUCAUCGUGACUCGGAAGACACUCCUGACACUUUUAGACUUCAUCUUGAUAACAUUUACGAAUCCUGAAGAAGAACCGGAACCAAAUCAAAUAACGGUGUCAGAUUCAGAGCAAAGCUCAUCGGAUGAAGAAGAGCAAAUGACCGAGGCAAACAAGAACGCCGCCGCCGGCUCCAUUCGUGUCAAGAUUGAUCUCAAGAGUAUUCGCCUGAUCCUGAAUAAUGACGGGAUCCGACUCGCUACGCUCUCCUUUAACAAGGCAGACGUUGGAAUCUUCCUACGCGGCAAGACGAUGCGCAUCUCUGCCAAACUUGGAGAUUUACAGCUUCUCGACGAUGUGAAUCAGGGAGUUUCAAAGGACUCAAAUAUCCGCAAGCUGGUUACCAUCCAAGGUGAUGAUCUGGCCGACUUUAGAUAUGAGACUUUCGACCCUUCAAAUACCAAGGCUUACCCGGGCUAUGAUAGCUCCAUCUUCCUGAGAGCUGGUUCAGUAAAGGUCAACUUCCUCGAAGAGCCUUUCAGGAAAAUCGUCGACUUCCUGGUCAAAUUUGGCAAAAUGCAGGCACUCUAUAACGCUGCUCGACAAGCAGCUAUGAACCGUGCAAACCAGAUCCAGCAAAGCCCUAGUAAGAUUCAUUUUGACGUUGUGGUCAACACACCCAUCGUCGUCUUUCCCAGAGUUGUCUUGUCCGGAGAAGCCAAGAGAGACGUCGUCACAGCCUAUCUCGGUGAGAUUUAUGCACAGAACAAAUUUGCGCCAAUUGACGACAGCGCCGAUGCAGAUGUUGCCAUGAAACUUUCUGCAGGCAUCAGAAACAUUAGGCUCACCUCGGAAUUCAACUAUUCCGAAGAAAGAGUCGAAGAACUGGAGAUGAUCGACCAAGUCGACCUUGGCUUCAAUGUUACUCAUGCUGAACACAAGCCCGGUGUCAAGCGCCCCGACACAGAAAUUGAAGGUUCACUUUCCGAUAUUAAACUUUGCCUGACGCAACAUCAACUACGGUUCUUAAUGGAAAUCUCUCGGUCCGUUCCGGCCGCCUUCUCCGGAGAAGAGGGUGAUGCAGAGGAGGAAGCUGCGAAGAUGGUGGACGAAGACACCCUUCAGCGUGCUAGGAACGCUCCACCAACUGGAGAUGAUAAAUCAGACCAACCAUUAGUCGAUUUGUCACCCGAACUCUCGUCUAUCGAGAACGCGUGGACUACUCUUGAUAUUGUGUUCAAGGUCAACACUAUUGGGCUGGAACUGAUAUUGGCGGCGGAGGAAGACGAGCCCCUUGGCGAUUUAUCAGCAUCAAGUCUCUCCCGCUUUUCUCUUGAUGAAACUCAAGUCAAAACACGAAUGCUUUCGGAUGGAUCACUCGAAGCAGAGCUUUUGAUACAGUCAUUUUCCAUCUUCGAUACUCGACCACGCGAAUCAAACAAGUUCCGCCGCAUCAUGACAUCCAACAGUAAAGAAGCACAGCAGCUGAUGGCUAGUGUGACUAUGUCAGGUGGCAGAGAAAGGAACCUGAUUGCGAUGGCAACCAUUGACAGUCCUCGAGUAAUUUUCGCCUUGGAUCAUCUCUUCGCGAUCCAGAAGUUUGUGUCCGAGGGCCUAGUUGUUAAUGAAACGAGCCCUAUGGAUCACGAGAGUGUUAGAAAUACCACUGACGCGUCUGAUACGGACUCUACACAACUCACUCGACCGGGUUCCGAGUCUCGAGUGUCUACAUCAAUCGCGUCCGGACGAGUGGGUGCAGUGGAGCAUCACAGCCAGGUCGAUGCUAAAAAGCCAACUAUCAACGUCGCUUUUCGAGUCAAUCUGGUGGAUGCACAAGUCAUUCUCAUUGCUAAUCCCGUCACUUCGAGCUCUGAAGCCAUUGUCCUUAGCAUCAGACAGGUCCUCUUGUCGAAGCAGCAUGCUCUGACCUUCCAAGUCUCACAGAUUGGAAUGUUCCUUUGUCGCAUGGAUCAGUUUGAGACGUCGAGAUUGCGAAUCAUCGACGAUUUUUCUAUUCAGCUCAGCAUGGAUAGCUCUCAGGUGGCACUGACAAAUCUUCACUUGGAGAUUGAGCCACUUAUCCUGCGCUUAUCACUGCGCGACAUUCUCCUCGCGCUUCAGAUUAUUGGCAAAGCAGGUGAACUGUCAGGCACUGACACGAAAGAACAUGAGGAGACCGCCGCCGAACAGAAAGCUCGAAGACUUCGUAAGGCAGGUCUGAGCCAAAGAGCGCCUAGCGGCCGCACGUCCACUAUGGCCAAGACCAAAGCGACCAAGACAACAGCGGCAAAGACCAGCAAAACGACCCAGGUAGUGAGCACAACUGUGACACGACGGGAAGAGCUAUCUGCGACUGUUGAAGGAGUUCGCAUUGUCCUGAUCGGUGACCUGCAUGAACUACCUAUCCUUGAUAUUGGGAUUAAGGGCUUCACCGCCACGGCUGAGAACUGGUCAUCAAGUCUCAAAGGCGAACUCGCCAUCAAUAUGUAUUCCAAUGUCUAUAAUUUCUCCAAAUCCAGCUGGGAACCUCUUCUGGAGCCCUGGCAAGUCGGCUUGGGUGUCGCGCGCAAUCCCAAAUCAGGACUCCUCUCCAUUGACGUCAUCUCGAAAAAGACGUUUGACGUAACGAUCACCACUGCGACGAUUGCUCUUGCAUCCAAGUCAUUCGAUUUCCUCACGACCGCACAAGAUGUUCUCGGAAAAGCUCGCGGAGCAGAAGCACCAUACAAGAUUCGAAACUAUACGGGUUUUGAUGUUUCUCUCGAGUCCAAAAGCCCAAUCAGCGAGGAACCGAUCACCUUGCGCUUAGAUGACGGUCAAGAAGGCCCCUGGAGCUUUGAGCACUGGGAGAAGAUGCGCGAAAACCUUUUGACCGAAGCGAACCAAAACAGCGCUGUCAUCGAGCUGGAAAAUAGCGGGUUCGACCCUGUGAAGAAUGUACUUCUGAACAGAGAGGGCGAAUUUCUGUAUGGGCUUCGACCGAAGGCCAAUAGUGUCCUUCACAGGCUCUGUGUUGAGGUGACACUCGGCGACGACAAUGUCAAAUACGUGACUUUGCGUUCUCCUCUUGUCAUUGAAAAUGCUACACAUAUUCCCGUGGAGCUGGGCGUCUAUGAUACGCAAGAAGGACAUCUCCAGAAGAGUGAUAAAAUUGCCCCAGGCGAGUCGCGACCUGUCCCGGUGGGCGCCGCAUACGAGAAGUCUGCACUGAUUCGUCCUGACGGUGGAUUUGGAUACCAAUGGAGCACGGACAAACUAUGGUGGCGCGAUUUGCUAGACCGACCGACCAAGCAAAUAGUUUGCAAGGGUGACAACGGUGAUCCUUUCUACUUCCAAGCUCACGCAGAAUUCAGCAAAUCCAGCCCCAUUACGCGGAUGUAUCCGUACAUGAGAAUCAGAUUAUCGGCUCCUGUCACCAUUGAGAACUUGCUACCAUACGACUUCAAAUACAGAAUCUAUGACGAGAAUACGAAGAAGGACUGGUCCAAUUUCUUACGCAAAGGAGGCGUUAGCCCAGUUCAUGUUGUCGAGCUCUCGCAUCUUCUACUUCUGAGCAUCGACAUGCAAGACACGGUUUUCAAAGCAAGCGGUUUCUCAAUCAUCAAUCCGGGCAAAAGCGAGAGCUUCCGCAAAGAGACCAAGCUUGUCGUGAAAGACGAACAAGGCCUGCCACUCAAUCUCAGCUUACACUACUUCAAAAUACCCAAGAGUGGCGGUGCUUUCAAAGUUACAAUCUACAGCCCAUAUGUCGUCCUGAAUAAAUCCGGGCUCGAUUUGAACAUCAAGGCCAAGAGUUUCUUGCAGAACGCUCGAGCCGCGGCUGGCCAGUCUGCAUUAAUCAAUCGUUGUGACCAUGAAGAUGUCAAGGCACUUCCUUUCAUGUUCUCCUACGGCAGCAGCGAGGACAACCGUAAUCGCGCGUUGCUCAAAUUUGGAGACUCAGAAUGGAGUAAGCCGCAGAGUUUCGACGCCAUUGGUAGCAACUCGGAAGUCAUCCUCAACUCUGCUAGCAAGAACAAAGAAAUUCAUAUCGGUAUCACGGUCAAUUCUGGCGAGGGCAAAUACAAGAUGACCAGAGUUGUGACGCUUUCACCACGAUUUGUGCUUGAGAACAAGCUUGGCGAAGAAAUUUACGUUCGCGAGUCUAGCUCGCCUGGAUUCCUAACCCUAGCGCAAGGAGCUCGUCGUCCUUUGCAUUUCUUGCAAAAGGGCUCUGUCAAGCAGCUGAGUCUAUGCUACGCAGGUGUGGACAGUCACUGGACAGCACCGUUCAAUAUAGCAGACAUUGGCACUACACAUAUCAAGAUUGCGAAGCCUGGUCAGCGUCAACGCCUGAUUCGCGCGGAGAUUCUGAUGGAAGACGCUACUGUAUUUAUCCAACUCAGCAUCGAAACAAAGAACUGGCCUUUCUCCAUGCGAAACGAAAGCGACACCGAGUUCACAUUCUACCAAGCCAACCCUACUGUUGAGGAGGAUGAUGACGAAGACAGAAGUGGCUGGAAGCCGAUUCGCUAUAGGCUUCCACCACGAAGCAUCAUGCCAUACGCCUGGGAUUUCCCCGCCGCCAAAUUCCGAGAACUUGUCAUCGCGACGAGUGGUAAGGAACGCCACGUCAAGUUGGCCGAAAUCGGUAACCAGAUCCCAAUGAAAUUUGUUGGCUCCAAUGGGCAGCAAAAGAUCAUCGACAUCAACGUAGCGGCAGAUGGACCAACACAAACACUGAUCCUGAGCAACUUUCACUCUAGCCAGAGUGUGUACAAGCCAAAGGCUUUGUCACGGACCAACACUAGCACGGAUGGCUUCGAAGUCAAGGAUCAAGAUACUGGAGAGACAUUCCGCGCUCAACUCAAAUUGUCUGGCAUCGGGCUGUCACUCAUCAAUUCGCAGCUGAAAGAGCUGGCCUAUGUCAGCCUAAAAGAUGUCCAGCUCCGCUAUAGCGAUUCUCCUCUGAUUCAAACCGUCGCUUUGGAAAUCAAGUGGAUGCAAAUUGACAACCAACUCUACGGCGGCAUCUUCCCUAUGGUUCUGUAUCCAAGUGUGGUACAGAACAAGGCGAAUGAGGUUGAUGCUCACCCGUCACUGCAUGCCAUGGUCAGCAGAGUCAAAGAUGACUCCUACGGUGUUACGUACAUCAAGUAUGCAUCUAUUUUGCUGCAACAGAUGACCCUUGAAUUGGAUGAAGACUUUAUUUUUGCGCUUCUCGACUUUUCAAAUGUCAAAGGCGCGAGCUGGACCAUGGUGGAAGAGGAAGGCAAACUCUGCGACGACAGCCUUGAUAUUCCAGAGCCGCGCCAGAUGCAGUCUGGACAGGAUAUCUAUUUUGAGGUUCUCAACAUUCAACCGAUGCAGGUUGAUCUCAGUUUCAUGCGCACGGAGCGUGUCAAUGCCGAAGACAAGACUUCAACACGCAACCCGCUCAUGUUUGUGCUGAAUGUCUUGACUAUGGCUCUUGGCAAUGUCAAUGACGCACCGAUUCGAUUCAACGCCCUCAUGCUGGAUAAUGUGCGUGUUACGCCGCAAGUACUGAUACAAAACAUUUCCAACCACUACAGUCAAGAAGUCAUGUAUCAAAUCCACAAGAUACUUGGUUCAGCUGAUUUCUUGGGAAACCCAGUUGGCUUGUUCAACAAUAUCUCGUCGGGAGUCACAGACAUUUUCUACGAACCGUACCAAGGACUCAUUCUAUCGGACAAGCCCGAAGAAUUUGGACUCGGUAUCGCCAAAGGCGCUGCGUCAUUCGCGAAAAAGACCGUUUUUGGUUUCAGUGACAGUUUCUCCAAGUUCACUGGCAGUCUGAGCAAGGGUCUGGCAGCGGCAUCGCUGGACAAACAAUUUCAAGAUCGGCGACGUAUCACGCGUGCUAGAAACCGUCCCAAGCAUGCACUAUACGGUGUCACUGCAGGCGCAAACAGCUUGUUUACGAGUGUUGCGUCCGGUGUCGGCGGCCUGGCCCGCAAGCCGCUAGAGGGUGCAGAGCAAGAAGGUGCCCUGGGCUUCUUCAAGGGCGUCGGCAAGGGCGUACUUGGCCUUGCGACGAAGCCGGCUGUUGGUGUCCUGGACAUGGCGAGCAAUCUGAGUGAAGGCAUCCGAAACACCACGACAGUCUUUGACGGAACGGAGCUGGAGCGCACACGAUUUCCGCGAUUCAUUUCCAACGAUGGUGUGGUGCGCCCCUUUAACGCUCGCGAAGCGAUGGGGCAGUACUGGCUCAAGCAAGUCGACAAUGGAAAAUACUUUGACGAGCAGUACAUUGGCCAUCUUGAGCUUCCCCGUGAAGACAUGGUAAUCAUGGUGACGUAUGCGCGCAUCUUGCUUAUCCGCUCGAGGCGCCUUACGAGCGAGUGGGACGUCCCGCUCAAGGAUAUCCAAACCAUUGCCAAGGAGCGUACCGGUGUCAGUCUGAUUUUGAGAGGCGGCGCUAACGGGCCGUUUGUGCCAGUCGGAGGCGGCAGCGAGAGGAACUUUCUGUACAAGAUGGUGGGAGUCGCAGUGGAGGAGUUCAAUCGCCGCUUUAGAGGAGUCGAGUAA